Molecule: messenger RNA, 2104 nt
Organism: Fimicolochytrium jonesii
Lineage: Eukaryota; Fungi; Chytridiomycota; Chytridiomycetes; Spizellomycetales; Powellomycetaceae
Product: carboxyl transferase
Exons: 7
Coding region: 207-1952 (581 amino acids)
Cellular component (GO): mitochondrion
Molecular function (GO): propionyl-CoA carboxylase activity
Source: RefSeq, a predicted model, not a curated record
GGCGACGAGCACUUGCACAGGCCCGUUAACAACUCUUUCCCAGAAGUUCCUCCGGUAGGAUCAACGGAAAGAGCUCAUCGUUUCUACGUCGACCAAGGCUUUUGCUUUGUCCUCGCAUCCCGUCUCCUUGUGCUGCUGUUAGGCUAGUUCAAGUUGCUUCAUAGCCCACACCGUUGCAUAGAUUUCCAAAGCAGUAAAAUAGCGUCAUGCAGCUGGCUGCAACGACUCGUUUGGCUGUAUGCCGCGCCGCUUUCCGUCACAGAAACGCCCUAUUCCCAGCGGUUCGAUCGGCGACGGCCGUUCCCACCUUCACCCGUGGGAAUGCGACGGCCGCAGCUGCCACCCCUCAGUUUGUUGGCCCAAACGUCAUGCUGGAGCGGAUAGAGAAGAAGCGCGAGGAAGCCCGCCUUGGUGGUGGUCAAAAACGCAUUGAUACGCAGCACGCGAAGGGCAAGCUGACCGCUCGGGAGCGUAUCGACUUGCUGCUUGAUUCCAACUCUUUCCGGGAAUACGACAUGUUUGUGGAGCAUCAAUGCGCCGAUUUUGGGAUGGAGAAGCAAAAGAUUACGGGCGAUGGCGUAGUCACGGGCCAUGGUACCAUCAACGGUCGACUUGUCUACGUGUUCAGCCAGGAUUUCACCGCGUUUGGAGGAAGUUUGUCAGAACGCCACGCUCAGAAGAUCUGCAAGAUCUUGGACCAGGCUCUAUUGGUUGGCGCCCCUGUCAUCGGCUUGAACGACUCGGGAGGUGCGCGUAUCCAGGAAGGUGUGGCAUCUUUAGCCGGUUACGCAGACAUCUUCCAGCGCAACGUUCUCGCUUCCGGGGUGGUCCCUCAGAUCUCACUCAUUAUGGGUCCUUGUGCCGGUGGCGCCGUGUACUCCCCUGCUCUGACGGAUUUCACGUUUAUGGUGAAGGACACUUCAUACCUGUUUGUCACAGGACCUGAUGUCGUGAAGGCUGUCACGAACGAAACGGUCACUCAGGAGGAAUUGGGGGGCGCCAAGGCGCAUUCUACAAAGUCUGGUGUGGCGCACAUGGCUUUCGACAACGACAUUGACGCUUUGGCUCGUCUCCGUGAGUUUGUUGACUUCCUUCCUCUAUCAAACCGACACGAUGUUCCCGUCCGCCAGACCGACGACAGCCCUAGCCGUGCCGACGCUGCCCUUGACGCCAUUAUUCCCACCGACUCCACAAAAGCCUACGACAUGAAGAACGUGGUUCGCCGUAUUGCGGACGACGACACCUUCUACGAGAUCCAACCAGACUUUGCAAAGAACAUCAUUAUCGGGUUCGCUCGCAUGGGAGGGAAGACGGUCGGAGUCGUGGCCAACCAGCCCCUUGUGUCGUCGGGUGUCCUUGACAUCAACUCCUCAAUCAAGGCGGCUCGAUGGGUGCGAUUUUGCGACGCGUUCAACAUCCCUCUACUGACGUUCGUGGAUGUGCCUGGUUUCCUUCCCGGAACCGCCCAGGAGCACAACGGAAUCAUUCGAAACGGUGCGAAGCUGUUGUACGCUUAUGCUGAAGCGACAGUGCCAAAAAUCACCGUCAUCACGAGGAAGGCCUACGGAGGAGCAUACGAUGUCAUGAGUUCGAAGCACUUGCGCGGAGACUUGAACUACUCGUGGCCCACCGGAGAAAUUGCCGUUAUGGGAGCGAAGGGUGCGGUUGAGAUCAUCUUCCGUUCGUCCAAGGACAAAUGUAAGUCGAACAUCAUUAUUUGCCUCGAUCGCGCAAGUUCACUCAACGUUGCUUGGUGCUUCCCCCAAAUAGCUCAAGCGGAAGCCGAAUAUGUCGCCAAAUUCGCAAACCCUUUCCCCGCCGCCGAGCGCGGGUUCGUUGACGACGUUAUUCUCCCGUCCACUACCCGAUCGCGCAUCAUUGAGGACCUCAAGAUGCUCAACACCAAGCAGCGCACGAACCCCAAGAAGAAGCACGGUAACAUUCCACUCUAGAUUCCCAACUUUGUUAGACGGCGCGUAUAGGUAGUCAGGGUAGGAAACCUGGCCCGGGGGCGACGAUCAUGUAGAACAGUCGAAGUGCUUUCGGAAAGCUUGUAGAUCACAGAUCAGUUUGGCAUGUUGGGGCUUCAUCAAUCAUAUACUUC